This is a messenger RNA of Exophiala spinifera, 1110 nucleotides long. RefSeq lists its product as uncharacterized. The record is from RefSeq and is a predicted model, not a curated record. Lineage: Eukaryota; Fungi; Ascomycota; Eurotiomycetes; Chaetothyriales; Herpotrichiellaceae. The coding region runs from base 1 to 1110 and encodes 369 amino acids. The transcript is spliced from 2 exons.
AUGGCAACAUGCUCCUUCCAAGGAAACGGCGAUAUGUAUGGCCUAGGCAUUCGACUCGGUUUCUACAUACAAUGGUUCAGCAGCAUUUUCGCUCGAUGGCUUGUACCAACGAGACACAGACGACCUAAAGCCGAAGACCCGAUGAAGGAAGAAGCAUGGGGUCUAAGCUUCUCCAACAACAUCUUCUCUGCCGCCACGUUUACCGCCCUGGUCAUUCUGAUAUCGAAUGAUGUAGAAAGCCUACAAAUUGUCGAGAUCUAUAUCGUGCUACUGCUUACGUUCGGCUAUUCGCUGUUUCUGAUUCCAAUAUAUCUUUGGAGGAUGUGUACAGGAAACAACCCGGCCUGGGAUCCAACACGAUGGCCUGUGACAACACCGAGCCCCGUGGAGAGUGUUCUCAGAUUUCUCUUGAUCAGUGCAGUGGCAGCGUUCCAAAUUUGGUUUUGGGGCGCCAGAGUACCCCAGCUCGACGGGCUGCAUUGCAGUGAAUAUGGAUAUUUGAUGACCAAGGUUCGCCUCAAUCUGCCUGCCAUGCGAGUCAUCAAUCUCCUCCUUUACAUUGCUGUCUUGAUCUUCUGCCUGUAUUUUCUCUUCAGAUGGAUACCCGGGCCAAUGCCGGAGGAUCCCCAAGCGAAGAAGAGGAGAAAGCAAGAGGCACGAGACAAGUAUUCGUUCAUAAGGCGCCGUCGUAAGAUCCUACUUCAGAACAUUGGGAUCGUUCUCAGUCUUGUUGUUGCUGUGACUGUUGUAGCUGCUACGGAGUUGACCAUUAAAUGGAAUCAUAUUCAAGGUGUCAAUUCUCUGGCGUCAGCCGGACAAUCCAUCCCUUUCGCCAUCGGAGUCGCACUAUUUAUCCGCAUCUGGUACGUUUACCUCUUCAAAGAGCCAGAUCCAGAGGGUCAGGAGCACAGAAAACCCCAAGAUGGCGACAGCGAUGACAGUAGCUGGUCACCUGCAAGCUCGAGAGACGUGCCGGAAAUGAAGGUGGCGUUGAGUGAUACUGAUUCCCGGUCCCCUGGAAGUUCAAGAAACAUUCAGACGGCCAGGCCAGGGGCUCAGUCUCCUCGGCGCCCGCCUCCCGCUCGGCAGCGCCGGCGCAGGAACACCUGA